GUCAGUAUCACUGUCAUGUCACUACUGUCAAUUUUCAAUUGAAUGUCAUUUUCACAAACGUUUGCGAGCAAGAACGCUUUGCCACUUACAAUGUCGGAGUCGGAAGCUGCCGAAGUUGUUGAUCAAGAAACCAAACAUGAACACAGUCCUAGGAAACGCAUACGCCAUCGUAAGAAACAGUUGUACGAGAACAUAUUAAAGCAAAUGGAGUUCUACUUUAGUGACGCUAACUUAACAAAGGAUAGAUUCUUAGGAGACCUCGUGAAAAAAGAUCCUUACGUGCCUCUAGAAUUGUUUCUGAAGUUCAACAAAGUUCGUUCGUUGACGCAGGAUGUUAACGACAUAGCAAAAGCUAUGAAGAACUCCACGCUUUUGGAUUUGUCAGAAGAUAGACUGAAGGUAAAGAGAAAGACUGCUGUAUUACCAUAUGAUGCUGACUCCAGGACCGUGUAUGUGGAAUCUAUACCAGUGACUGCUAGCCGGGAGUGGCUGGAGCGAGUAUUCUCCGACUACGGCCAUGUGGCUUACAUAUCUCUUCCUAAGUUUAAGAACUCACAGAAAAUUAAGGGUUUUGCAUUCAUAGAAUUCAACCGACCAGAGGACGCUCAGAAAUGUAUAAACACAUUCACCAAAAUGGGCUGCAAGUUACCAACCUGCAUGCCACCAGAAGACCUAUCUUCGAUAAAGAUGUUCUCAGUAGAUGAACCAAAUGAGGACAUCCCAGAGAAGAAGAUUGAAGAAGAAUAUGAACCCCCUAAGAAGAAGAAAAAGAAGGAUAAGAAGACUCCACAGAAAGGUUUAGAGUUGAAGCUGGGAAGUGAGUCUGAUAGUGAGAAGAGAGUUGACACUCCUACAGAAGAAACCAAAAGCAUAGCCAGUGUGACAACACCAACAGAAGAAAACAAACUAUUAGACCUAGAAUCUAAGGAUGAACUAACCAGCCAUGAUGAAGGUAAAGAAACUGGCGACAGCGACACACCAAGAAAGAAGAAAAGUCGGAAACGCACCGCAAAAGAACGCAGCAAAGCUAAAAAUAACUUGAGCAAGAAUGAAGCACCAAGAGGAGCUUUGUGGGGCUUACAAGUGUUAUCAAAGUCAGAAUGGAAAGCUCUUAGGAACAAGUAUUUAAAUCUUCAAAGGAAGUAUAUGAAGGAGAUGAAAAUGAACAUACACAAUAAGAAACAUCAGUACUCUAGUAUACCGGCGCCAGCCGCGCCGUCUGUGGAAGUUGAACCAGGACUGCCUUCAGGCCAAGCAGAUGCUCCCAAAGGAAUAGCCUCCAUAGAGAAAGUACCGGGUCUAUUUGUGAAAGAAAUUCUACCUGAGCCUUGCUUAGAUGUCAGGCUCACUAAAAGGACUAUUAGGAGCAAUAUUCACGCCUUACACGUUGAUGUAAAAGAGGGGCAGACAGAAGCGAUUAUAAGAUUCGAUACCCCUAAAGCAGCUGAAGAGUACUGCGCCAACACAGCGAACCACGCCCGCAUACUAUCAGGUCCUGAAGAGCAGGAGCAGUGGUCCCGCGCCGAGAGCGCCAUCGCGCACCGGCGGCCGCGCGGCCGCUGCCGGCUGCUGGCGCUCGGCGAGUCACGAGACGCUGCGCAUGCACUGGCACCCGCCUCGCCUCAACCCACGCAUACGCAUAUACGAUUUGAAGAUGAAUAGAUCGAUUUUUUAUGAAGAAAACUCCAAAUGUCAGUCCCGGAUAAACUAAUGUAGCAAUUGCGACAGGUUCAUUGAGCUGAAGAAGCCAUGUGCAGAAAGAAACUUGAAUUAUUUAAAGAAAAAAGUAUUUUUCUUUUUAGAAUUUUUGGGGUUCAAUCGGCACCGACAUACAAAGAUUAGGUACUAUUGGACCGAUUGGACGUAUCUUUGAGAGUUACUAGAUUUUUGACAUCAAAAUUUUCGGCAUCACAGUUGAUAAAUGCCAGGUUACAUCAAAUGUUCUAGGGUACUUGCUUUAUGUUAAUUUCAGCAUUGAUAUGCUGAGUGUCUAAUUUCCAAUUACAUUAGUUUAAGAGUUGUGUUGAAGUCAUCAUCCUCCGAGCCUUUUCCCAAUCAUGUUGGGGUUGGGGUCGGCAUUAGUUUAAGAGUUGUGUUGAAGUGAAGUAUCCAAAAAUGUGUAUAAUAAAAAUGUAUUUUUAUGAAC
This is a messenger RNA of Helicoverpa armigera (cotton bollworm), 2146 nucleotides long. RefSeq names its product la-related protein 7 (gene Larp7). Gene Ontology annotation, biological process: RNA processing. The transcript has 9 exons. Gene Ontology annotation, molecular function: RNA binding. Gene Ontology annotation, cellular component: nucleus; ribonucleoprotein complex. The record is from RefSeq and is a predicted model, not a curated record. Bases 43 to 1662 code for a protein of 539 amino acids. NCBI's taxonomy places the organism in Eukaryota, Metazoa, Arthropoda, Insecta, Lepidoptera, Noctuidae.